UUGCUAGAUGCAGAAGGCCUUGCUUCCUCGGUAUCUGGCACACCAAACGACAUGUGCCCUGAGCUCCUUGCCGGCAUACCCUAUGGCUAUAAAUCUGAUAUAUGGUCGCUUGGAUACUGUAUGUUUGACAUUGCAGCACAUCGACCCCCGUUUAAAGCUUCUGACAAAACUGGACUUAUCAACAAAAUAAACCGGGGUUUGUUCUCACCACUUCCGAUUAUAUACUCCUCCACCUUGAAACAGAUAAUAAAAAGCAUGCUAAGGAAAACUCCAGAACACCGACCUACAGCUGCCGAGUUGUUGAGACAUCAACAUUUGCAACCAUACCUCCUCUUGUGUUACGAACCUUCAUCUGCGUUUCUUCCUGUGAAGUCCCCGAGCAGAACGAAAGAAAAACACGACCAUCACCUGGAAAAUCUAUCAGUCCGAGAGGUAGCAGAGACAGACAGUUGA
Messenger RNA from Capsicum annuum, 453 nucleotides. RefSeq names its product serine/threonine-protein kinase Nek6-like. Gene Ontology annotation, biological process: protein phosphorylation. The transcript has 6 exons. Bases 52 to 453 code for a protein of 133 amino acids. The record is from RefSeq and is a predicted model, not a curated record. Lineage: Eukaryota; Viridiplantae; Streptophyta; Magnoliopsida; Solanales; Solanaceae. Gene Ontology annotation, molecular function: protein kinase activity; ATP binding.